UCGGAUCUGCUGGCUACAGUUGACUUCAAAGUUGCACAGACAAAAAGAAUACACAAACGCUUGAAUCAGCAUUCAACACUCUUCGUACAUCGCAGGUAGAUUAUUGUUGGACAUUUUUGUGGAAGUUAACAUGAGUUUCAAGCUGCAUUGGUUGAAUCUUAUGUUUUUAUUGGCCUGCGCCGAACUAUGUCUGUCUCAGAAAAAUGAGCGGUUUAAUGCUGUCGUUGAAGACCGAGGCUUCACGGGGGAUGAGACAGCGGCGGGGUUGCAGGUCUCCCUGGAGGCCUGCAUGGUUCUGGCCAGUCAUCUGACCACUGUGUUCUUCCCCAUCGUCUACAUAGUGGUGUUUGCUGUGGGGCUGCCCACCAAUGCCAUGGCCAUCUGGGUCUUCCUGUUCCGGACCAAGAAGAAGCACCCUGCCACCAUCUACAUGGCCAACCUGGCUCUGUCUGACCUGCUCUUUGUCAUCUGGACUCCUCUGAAGAUCGCCUACCACUUCAACGGUAACGACUGGAUCUAUGGAGAGAGGCUGUGUAAAGUCGUGGUGGGCUUCUUCUAUGGGAACAUGUACUGCUCCAUCCUCUUCAUCACCUGUAUCAGUGUCCAGCGCUACUGGGCCAUCGUUUACCCCCUCUCCCAGGAUUGUAGGAACAACCAUGUAGCCAUCGGUGUCUCGGUCGCAGUCUGGGUGGGUGUCUGGCUGCUGACCACCCCUCUCUACCUCUACGACCAGACAGUCAAGGUGACCAACCUCAACAUCAUCACCUGCCACGACGUCACCCGGCCAAGCCAGAAUAGCAUGGCCGCCGGCUUCUUCCUGACCAUGGGAACCCUGGGAUUUGUAGUUCCCACCGUGUUGUGCGUGGUGGUUAACGUUCUGAUGCUCAAGUCCCUUAGGAGCUCAAUGACGAACGCCAGCAUCACCAAGAAUCGGCGCAAGGCUGUGGUGCUCAUCAUUACUGUGCUGAUCAUCUUCCUGGUCUGUUUCACCCCCAGUAACAUCAUGAUGCUGGUGACCUACUCUCUCCUGCUGGCUCAAGUAGUACAGAAUGACUACGGCUUUUACAUCACCACCCUGUGUCUGGCCAGCCUCAACAGCUGUGUGGAUCCAUUCAUCUACUACUUCAUCUCAGAGGAGUUCAGGGAGCACGUGAAGAACACGCUGAGAUGCCGCAGCCAGAGGGCAUGAUUAGGAUGAGGGUCUCGUUCACUGCUCUGAAAUACUUCAAGAUGAGUAACACCAUCCAGGUUUGGGGUCAAUCCCAGUCAAUUCAAUAAGUACUGAUUAGG
Molecule: messenger RNA, 1290 nt
Organism: Salvelinus sp. IW2-2015
Lineage: Eukaryota; Metazoa; Chordata; Actinopteri; Salmoniformes; Salmonidae
Source: RefSeq, a predicted model, not a curated record